Molecule: messenger RNA, 1646 nt
Organism: Musa acuminata subsp. malaccensis (wild Malaysian banana)
Lineage: Eukaryota; Viridiplantae; Streptophyta; Magnoliopsida; Zingiberales; Musaceae
Product: growth-regulating factor 5-like
Biological process (GO): developmental process; regulation of DNA-templated transcription; DNA-templated transcription
Cellular component (GO): nucleus
Molecular function (GO): ATP binding
Source: RefSeq, a predicted model, not a curated record
GUGAUGGCGAAAGUUUCUGGGUUCCCCUCAGCGGCGGAGGACGCGACUGUCUGUCGCGCCCUCGGCCAUGAGUGAGCUCGAGAACGAGGGGGGUUCUUUGUCGUCUUUUUCUUCUUCUUCUUCUCGGUCCUUCGCUAGUUCUUGUCCCUCUUUACGCGAUGAACAGCUUUGCGGCCGCCGCGGCGGCGGUCGGGUGCCGGCCGCCGUUCACGGCGACACAGUGGCAGGAGCUGGAGCACCAGGCGCUGAUCUUAAAGUACCUAAUGGCGGGCGUUCCCGUGCCGCCGGAGCUUAUCAUUCCCAUAAGGAGGAGCUUCGAGGCCUUGCCCGGACGAUACUACCACCCUUCGCUGAGUUACUAUUCCUACUAUGGGAAGAAACCGGACCCAGAACCCGGGCGGUGCCGUCGGACUGAUGGAAAGAAGUGGCGCUGCUCCAAGGAUGCAUACCCUGGUUCUAAGUAUUGCGAGCGUCACAUGCACCGAGGCCGCAACCGUUCAAGAAAGCCUGUGGAAUCACAAACUGUCUCCCCAUCUCAGACUUCAUCAUCGACUUUGACAUCCCUCUCUCCCUCUGGAAGCAAUGCCGGCGGAACUGGUGUUGGAAGCCUCCGGAGCAUCACCCUGCAGUCAAUUGCAGGUCCGAGCAAUGCGCAGAAUUCAUGCCUUGGUGGUGGUGCUAGUUCAUCUCGGCUACCGAUGGACACUGACUCUCUUGGCAAUAGGUACUCCUCUGGACUUAAACCUGAUGUGGAUGAGCGUAGUUUCUUUUCUGAAGCUUCUGGCACUGCUAGGGCCCUUGGGGUGGACUCCUCUGUGGACAGCUCAUGGCUCCUGAUGCCACCACAAGCGUCCUCUUUCCCUAUGUCGAAAUCCCAAGACCUUUCCAUUCUGCAUAGUGCUUACUCUCAACUUCAGACGGUGCAAGAUCUUGGGCGGGCUAAGAUGAGCUCACUGUCUAGACAGGAACAGCAGCAACAUUCUUUCUUUGGAAGUGAGUUUGGCUCAUCAGAGCCUGUGAAACAUGAAACUCAGUUCCUCCGUCCUUUCUUUGAUGAGUGGCCCAAGACGAGAGAUGCUUGGUCAGACCUCGAAGAAGAUAGGUCAAACCGGACCUCAUUUUCCACAACACAGCUCUCUAUUUCCAUUCCUAUGGCUGCAUCAGACUUCUCCAGCACCUCUUCCAGGUCCCCUAAUGGGGGGUCUCUAUCCUGAGCCGCAUUUGCAACUCCUGAGGUUCUAGAUUUCAGAGUUUAGUAUUUCCUCUUCUGGAUCUUCAUCCUUGAAUUUUAUCACUGCAGAUGAUCAAGAGAGGUGGGUCCUUCAUGCCUCUGAGCCUUUCUCUGAGGUUAUGAGUUGACAAUCAGACAUCGGCAUCGAUUCAAGGUCUCCUUCAAGGACAUCAGCAAUGCUGGGGCAUUGAGUAGUCCCUUCUGAUGUUGCUUGUAAUUUUGAAGCUGUUGAAGUGCUGUAGUCUGAUACUAAGCAUAUUUGGGCUAAAAACCCCUUUUUCCCUCUAUUCUUUCACAUUAUUUUCUCGUGCCGAACUUCCCGCAGAAUGCAUGCAAGAAUCUUGUAUCUGGCUGGAGCCACAAAUCUGACUUUGCAAGCUUGUUUUUGAACAAUUUAGACUGGUGUUUUCGAUAA